Molecule: messenger RNA, 1155 nt
Organism: Fusarium subglutinans
Lineage: Eukaryota; Fungi; Ascomycota; Sordariomycetes; Hypocreales; Nectriaceae
Exons: 6
Coding region: 1-1155 (384 amino acids)
Source: RefSeq, a predicted model, not a curated record
AUGUCGGAAGACUCAAACAUGAAGCCCUGCGCCCUGCUUUUCGGUGACGCUGGCACCAUGAUCGCUGCCACUCCCAGCCUUGGCCUUCGUACCAAAAUCAAGACUGAGGUCGGAACGGUCGUUCCACCAAGUGCAGAUCCAUAUUUCGGAUUUCACCUGACUGUGCGUCGUGAUCGCAGACAACUCCUCAGCGAAGGUGAGGGGAAGGGCGUAUGUUUUGCAUACGACCCCUCCCUCGACAAGCUUGUCUUGGCAGACUAUCGCAUCACGGUCAAGUUCCCCCGCGGCGGUGUCUCCUGUGACUAUCUCCCAGUUCCUGAAGCCGUCCAGGCCAAAUUUCCUACGGUCCAAAAUUGGCAAGGGUUUACCUACCUGGUCGUACGCCUUCAAUCUCCCUGGAUUGUGAUUCAAGGUUAUCAGCAGGAGUAUUAUAACUCCACCGACCCCAAGCUUGAGCAGUGGGUUCAACAUGAUAAAGAAAUCAACGAUGUCUCGCUUCUGGAUGUGCUUCACCAACACAAUUUCUACUUCGUUGUGGAUAUGGAUAUCGGCUCGUGCAGAGAGGUCAUGAGAGACGAGGGCCUUCCUCCCAGAUUCACGUAUGGCUACCCCAAGCAGCCAACUAACGCUGAGGAGAUGGAGGACCUCAUCGACGAGAACCAAGGUGGCCCAUUUGCGCCUUGCUACGCUUUCGAUAGCGACGAGGCCAAGGUGACCGCCAUAAACCAGAGCGUGGUCCAGGACACGCUUUGGGUGCACCGGGAGGCUGAGAUUAUUGCCGAAGAAUGCUUUCAAGCAUACUUCAUCGCACCUCCUGGAAGGGUUCCUGAAGGCAGCGGCCUUUACCUUGUGGUGUCGGUACCUAAGGAAUGGAGAGAACGUCACGAGCUCGCGUGGCGACGUUUGAUCAUGAGUAACCCUCUACUCAAAGUAGAGAUCCAUGAUAUUAUUGGUCCCGAAGACUCUGAGCCAGCGCUAUGGGUAGGCAAGAUCCUGGAGCGGAGUGAUUCCUUUCCUGAACUUGACUCACAUCUGAUUGGAGACAACGAGGUGGUCCUACGAGUUCGCGCCGCUGCCGAUUCCAAGGUUCGCAUCUACAACUAUAACGACCGCGAGACCGCCAACGAAGCUCUUGCACGAGGAGCACAGAACUAG